CAAACCGAUACACCAUUCUCAACAUCACAAACUCAACUCACUCAUCACUUUCUCACACCAAACAAGAAGCUUUUCUACAUUCUCAUAAACACAUUCUCAUCUUUAUUAUGACCAUAGAAAUUCUGAAAAGAAGCAGAGAAGACACAGAGGUGGAAGCACUAGCCAUGGCCAACUGCUUGAUGCUCCUCUCCCGUGUCGGAGAGACCACAUGGACCAGUGGCCGUGGCCGUGUCUUCACCUGCAAGACAUGUAACAGAGAGUUUUCAUCGUUCCAAGCUCUCGGUGGCCACAGGGCUAGCCACAAGAAGCUUAGAUUAAUGGGAGGAGGAGACCUUCAUGUUCAGACCCCCAGCUCGCCCGUAAAGGGGAAGACAGGUGUAAGUGGGUUGCAUAUGCACCACUCAUUCUCCACUACUACCUAUAUAUCAACAAACCGAUACACCAUUCUCAACAUCACAAAUUCAACUCACUCAUCACUUUCUCACACCAAACAAGAAGCUUUUCUACAUUCACAUACACACAUUCUGAUCUUUAUAAUGACCAUAGAAAUUCUGAAAAGAAGCAGAGAAGACACAGAGGUGGAAGCACUAGCCAUGGCCAACUGCUUGAUGCUCCUCUCCCGUGUCGGAGAGACCACAUGGACCAGUGGCCGUGACCGUGUCUUCACCUGCAAGACAUGUAACAGAGAGUUUUCAUCGUUCCAAGCUCUCGGUGGCCACAGGGCUAGCCACAAGAAGCUUAGAUUAAUGGGAGGAGGAGACCUUCAUGUUCAGACCCCCAGCUCGCCAGUAAAGGCGAAGACCCACGAGUGCUCGAUAUGCGGGCUAGAGUUCGCCAUAGGGCAAGCGCUCGGGGGUCACAUGAGGAGACACAGAGAUAUCUCGAGCCAGUCGGUGAUACCGGUUUUGAAGAAGUCGAAUAGUAGCAAUGGAAGUAAGAGAGUUUUGAGCCUGGACUUGAACUUGACACCAUAUGAGAACCACAUGAAGAUUAAGAAAUUGCCAACCGGGUUGAUUGGUUGAACACCUUUCUUAGGAUGGACACCAGCUUAUAUUGUAGUUGGGAAUUUUUAUACUCGGAUAUCUUCAUUGUUUUUGUUCA
Camellia sinensis is the source of this 1101-nucleotide messenger RNA. The record is from RefSeq and is a predicted model, not a curated record. Lineage: Eukaryota; Viridiplantae; Streptophyta; Magnoliopsida; Ericales; Theaceae.